Seriola dumerili (greater amberjack) is the source of this 2202-nucleotide messenger RNA. RefSeq names its product interferon-induced protein with tetratricopeptide repeats 5-like. Gene Ontology annotation, biological process: defense response to virus. Gene Ontology annotation, cellular component: cytosol. The record is from RefSeq and is a predicted model, not a curated record. Gene Ontology annotation, molecular function: protein binding. The transcript is spliced from 11 exons. Lineage: Eukaryota; Metazoa; Chordata; Actinopteri; Carangiformes; Carangidae. Bases 95 to 1690 code for a protein of 531 amino acids.
UGAGGACGGACUGGAGACAUGUUUUCCUGUGUGGUUCUAAAGAAAACAGAAGAACACAGUCUUCAAACAUCAACUAAAUAUAGAUGAAUAACAUAUGAAUAUGAAUCUCAAACAGACUGAGGAACAGAGGAAGAAUGAACAGUCGUCUGGUGCUCAGCUUCCUCUGGUGGCCAAACAGCACAACUGCGACCUUGUUCGGGUGAUUUCUGUUUUCCAGAGUCUGAACUUGGAACAUUUCAUCAUGAGUGAUUCUCGCAGCGCUCUACACUCCAGACUUCUGCAGCUGCAGAGUCGCUUCACCUGGGAUCUGAGAAAGGACGACAUAGAGCUGGAAAACCUCAGCACUCGACUCCAGGACCAUUUAGAGCUUAAGCUGGGACAGCGGGGUGCCGUGGCUCGCUCCUAUAGCUUCUUGGCUUACGUCAGGUAUCUUCAGGAUCGGCCAAAGGAUGCGGUGUCACUUCUCCACCAAUCAGAAGAGAAGACCAGAGAGUGUUAUGGUGAGGAGAGUGAGCAGCGGCUCAUCGUGACGUAUGGAGACCUGGCCUGGCUGAAGUAUCACACCGGAGACUACACUCAGUCAGAAAGCUACUGUCAGAGAGUUGACAACAUACUGUUGAAGUAUCCUACUGGCUCCUCUACAGUCCUCCACACAGAGGUGUAUGGAGAAAAGGCGUGGACCUACCUCAAGUUUUCGAGGUCUUACUAUCCCAAAGCCAUUGACUGUUUCUACAAAGCUUUGGAGCUGCAACCUGAUGACAGUGAAUGGAAUGCUGGCCUUGCUAUCGCCCUUUUCCGCACAGAAGCAGCAGGUUCCCAAAAACCCCAGGAAUCUGAGGAGUCCCCGGCCACUAAACAGCUCCGCAGAGCCCUGGACAUCAACCCUGAUGAUGGGGUCCUGAUGUCAAUGCUGGCCCUGAAGCUGGCCGGCUACCGGAAACACCAAGAGGCUGAAGGCCUGGUAGAGACAGCACUGAAGAUCGGUCCAGAAAACCCUCAUGUCACCCGCUAUAUUGCCAAGUACCUUCGCAGUCAGGGUGAAAUUGAGCGGUCCAUUGAUCUGCUGGAGAAAGCACUGAAAAGGACCAGUCAGUCAGCCUUCCUCCACCAUCAGCUGGCUCUGUGCUACAAGAAUAAGAAGAUUGCUGAGCAGACCAGGAAGCCCUCCAACAUCCAAAGAGUGAAGCAGUGGAGGCGCCUGUGUAUUCACCACCUUGAGGAAGCUGUCAAGAUAAAGACUUCAUUUCUCCUUGCAAUUGCUGAUCUGGCACUGCUGUAUGGAGAAGAAAAGGACUUCAGCAGGGCUGAGGAGCUGUUCCAGCAGGGCUUGAAGAUGUUAGAGUCAGAGUCAGAGAACAGCAUUUGUCAGGUUGUCCAUCAGCGCUAUGCAGACUUUAACUUCUAUCACACCAAAAAGGAGGCUGAAGCGAUCAAUCACUACACCCAGGGUCUGCUAUUAACAUCGAAGACAUGGGAGUCCAAACUAUGCGCAAAGAGGCUGAGGCAGAUCGCAGAGCGACGUCUCUCAGAAGACGGGAAUGACGGCCAGGCCUACGCUCUGCUGGCUGUGUUGGCAAAAGCUGAAGAUGACAAGAAGAAAGCUGCUGAAUUUUAUGAGAAAGCUUUGGACUGUGAUGAAGACAAUGACAAGUACCUGUCUGCUCUGUGUACACUGCGCAUGGAGCUGUAGAGACCUGAGAGGAGACAUUUGAGUGCACUUUAAGUUUGAUUAUAAUCACUGCUGUACUGUUGCACCUAUCAUCAGUUAGAAGUCAUUUUAUCAUCAGUUUACCUGGUUUCCUUCACUUAUUGAAUAGAUGUAUGAAUAUUAAAAGUAGAACUGAAUCCUUAUACCAAGGUCUCCUACUGCACCGAAGCUUUAGUGAUGAGGCUCACUGUGAGUCUCUUUGGAUAAAAGUGUCUGACACAUGAGUAAAUGUAAAUGUAGACAAAGUCACAUCUGCAGUUAGAGCAUUAACAACUCAUCAUUAAACCUGAAUGCGAUUUAUUUGGUUUGGUCAGUGUUCUGAUAUUAGACAUUAGUUAAACCUCAUUAAUGUGUGAUAUCAUUUUAAUUCAUGUAUGUUGAAGCAUAAAUCACUCUGCUGAAACAGUGGGACAUGUGUCUUAAAUGUAGAUUUAAAAACAUUAACCUGUUUCUCACUGUCACACAACUUUAAAUAAAUGCUGCUGUUGCCGUCA